Molecule: messenger RNA, 891 nt
Organism: Laccaria bicolor S238N-H82
Lineage: Eukaryota; Fungi; Basidiomycota; Agaricomycetes; Agaricales; Hydnangiaceae
Exons: 6
Biological process (GO): plasma membrane lactate transport
Cellular component (GO): plasma membrane
Molecular function (GO): secondary active monocarboxylate transmembrane transporter activity
Source: RefSeq, a predicted model, not a curated record
AUGGCACCAUACUUCUUACGAAAUUUACUUCCUCGAAGAGAGCAGAGACAAAAAACACACCUACUCACUGUUCUACGUGGCUUGACAUGGAUUCAAUGGGCUCAGUUCUUUGUUGGGUGGUUGGCGUGGACAUGCGAUGCCAUCGACUUUUUCUCCGUGUCUCUCAGCAUUGACCGACUCGAACGUCAGUUUAACAGGUCUGCUCGUGACAUUACGACUUCAAUCACCCUCACGCUCUUAUUCCGAUCAGUAGGCGCCAUUGUGUUUGGUAUUUUUUCAGAUCGCUACGGAAGAAAAUGGCCUCUAGUUUGCAACCUCCUUCUCAUUUCUUCCCUCGAACUCUGUGUGGGAUUCGUCCAAACAUUCAAGCAAUUUCUCGCCCUUCGGUCCCUCUUCGGUGUCGGAAUGGGCGGAAUUUGGGGACUAGCAGCAUCCACAGCACUCGAAAACCUCCCCAUUGAAGCUCGUGGCGUGGCUAGCGGUGUUUUACAACAAGGCUACGCGUGCGGGUAUCUCAUCGCAGCGUUGGUCAGUCUAUUCAUCGUGCCGCACGCAACCCAGGGCUGGAGGGUCAUGUUCUGGACGGCUUGUGGUAUAUCCUUUACAACAGCAUGCCUUCGCGCUCUCCUUCCCGAGAGUGAGUAUGUCUUACGCGCAAGGGAGGUAGAGCGUUACGGGGGAACCGAUACGUCGAAGAAGACAAAGGCAUUCAUCAAAGAUGUUAAGGAAAUGCUCAAACAACACUGGGCGUUAUGUAUUUAUGCCGUUUUGCUUAUGGCGGGAUUCAACUUCCUCUCUCAUGGUUCUCAGGAUUUGUACCCGACAUAUCUCGAGACAACGAAAGGCUUCACCCCGCAUGAUGCAAUAAUUGCUACCAUAUUCGGAAACUUG